GUGUGACGCGCAGUGGUGUUCACGAUUGUUAUCAUAGUAACCAAUCGCUGACCACCGGUACAAACGACGUUUCAACAUCAACAGUACGAUAAACAGAGACGCGCUUUGAAAGACCCCUUUCUACUUGUACCGAUACAUGUGUACUGGACAUCCCACUUGACAACAUUGAAGCAUUGAACCCCUAGGGAAUUGUAAGUUGGAAGAAGAACUUUCGAACAUACAUAACCAUAAGGACACAGACGUUUAUAUCGCAAGUAAAUCAGAUGAAACGAAUUUGUUUACCGAGCAAUGGGACACGUUAUCCAAGUUUUUCAGUGAUAAAAUUUCGGCAGCAGACGACGAUGAACGAAUCCAAAGAAUCUGCAUUAAACCAUAAUAAGGCUCAAUUCAAGCCUCUGGAAGAUAUCUCAGAUGUGAAUUGGAUGGCACUAGAAGAAACUGCAUCAGAAAUCAGAUCCAUCGCAUCGUCACCCAUGCCCCCAAAACGAUCGAGCAAGAAAUUGAAGACAUCAGUUAUGCCCUUACCACCUCCGCCCAGAAAGACUCCUGCUUGUAACGGUGUAUACUUAGAUUUGACAGCCAUUGGGAUUUCAGAAUUCCCGCUUGAUAUGCUGGAUCAAUUAUCAAACCUGAGGAUGCUAUAUUUGGAAAAUAAUAAUCUCCUCAAACUACCAAAUGCGCUUUUUUCGACAUUGAAAUUCUUGCACUGGAUCGAUGUGAGAAAUAACAAGUUGACAGACCUACCGAGUAAUAUUGCAUGGCACCCAUGCCUCGAGACCAUCCUGCUUCAAGGAAAUGAAAUCGAAAAAUUACCUUUACAAUUAUGUUUAAUACCAAAUCUGAAGAGGUUGCAAGUAACCCGUAACCCACUGGUAUUUCCGCCAAAAAACAUUGUGGAUCGUGGUUCUGAUGCGGUUUUGGAAUAUUUAAGAACAGAAUGGAAAAAGCUUCAUCCUGAAGCAACAGACACUUCAAAAGACGUUCCAAAGGACCUGGAGAAAGACAACGAUAAAGACAAGCCAGAUUUUACAACGAUUCUUUGUUAUGAGCCAAAAUCAAUAGCAAAGAAGAAGAAAGUUGCAGAUCAGCUUCCAGAUAUCUCGUCACUCACGAGCAAAUCUAGUAGCGAUGCUAAUUCGAUAAAAAAAACAGUACGCCAAAAGUCCUGGGAAUAUAAACCGAGCAACAGAUGCAGCAAUGAAAGUGAAAACUUGACUACGGCAAUGAGACUCAUGUGGACGUCUGAGGUGAAAGAAAUGCUCAACAGACAAACGUUGGCACUUCAGUGCGUGAGAAAUAAAACAGCAUUGAAAAACUGGAGACAGGACAAGAGAAGUUAUGACAAUAGUAUUGUGAAGGCUGGAAAACGAACCGCCGCAAAUAUACCAUUUGCCGUCGACCUAGACGAUUAUCCCAUGCAUUCCAAACAAGACUCAAAAAUGGUGCGUCUUCAGAACAGCUCGCAGCGGUUCAAAGCAGGUGGAAAACGGAAGUAUGGUUUAAUUGCAGCUAUAAACAUCGAUCGAAAAGUUGAGGAACUAUUCGAAUCAUUGAGCCAACUGCAAAUAGUUUAUCAUUCAGGAACACCGAGAACUGAACAGAAGCUCUUUGAAACAGAAAUCAGGAAGAUCACAGAUUUCCAAGAUCAAGUUCAGCGUCUGAAGCAUUACAACGACGUUACGGUGACUUCACCCUAGCAAACCACACCAUACUACCCCAUUGGCGAUGCAAACGCCAACCGUCGCUCAUAAUUUGAUUCAAAGGCAUUAUUUCUCUGUAUCAUUACGGUUCAAGGAACAAAGGGUACGGUUAUUACUUUUCAAAUCGCAAAUUCUCAUAUCGCAUGUACUGACCAAUGAUCGAAUAUAUUGAUAUGGAUGAUUGUGGAAUGCUAAUAUUAUUAAAAUCGGUUUAGGAUGACAAAGCCAAUGAAUGCUGAUAUUAAUACAAUCGGUUUAGGAUGACCAAGCCAAUGAAUGAUUUCGUCUGGUGAAUAAACAUUUCAAUGCAUUUUGUAUGGAAAAUUGUAUUACUUCUCUGGUAAUUCGUAAACUAUGUAGUAUUGAUCUACAUCGAGAUGGAGGUUUUUUUUUUCUUUUUUUUUUUUGGACAUAAAAUACUAUUAGCGCUGAUGUAGAGGAUUUAUUGAUUUUUGUACAAAACUACAAACUACAUUGUGGCGUGUGGAGUUCAAAGUUGUCAUCGGUUACAAAAAAACAAAUCAGAACUGUUGUAAAGCACACGUGAAAUUAUAAAAUAUUAGAGUUGGUCAAGGAGUACCAAUCGUUCACUUUGUUGCUGUUGUUAACAAUAUUUGACGGAUUCCAAAAACGUCUCAUUCACUCAAUUAGUACAUUAGUCGAUAUGAUUCACGUAAAACGUCGAAAAUAUUCACUUAGAGUACACAGAAAUCGGUCUAUCCGCCAAGAAUUUACCCCAAUAUUUUUUGUCGGUUCAUUAGUAAUAUGAUGGCAAUACGGUCAGACUUCUGAGUACUAAUCAUGAAUUAUAGUUAGAUUAUUGAUUGUUAUAUUCCCUUAAGUUCAAAGAAAAGUUGGAACGCCUCUUGGUAUUAUUUAUUAGAUACAAGUCUAAUCUUUCGUAGUUUAUCAGUGAGAUUCUGUGCAAAUUUCUUUUUCCCCUUCUUCCAAAGUUAACAGCGAUGAGUUUUUAUUUGACAGAACAAUGUUUAUACUUGAAAUAGUGGUGUUGUGAAAUGGCUUGUUUUUCGUGAGGUUCCUUACUUAUUCGCUUCAUCAUACUCACCAUUUUCUUAUUCCGGGCUUGGAAUAUUUAUCUCCAAACAGGAGAUAUGUAAAAAAAUCUUAUUCAUGCAUUCGACAGUUUGAGCCCACCGUUAAAAACUCCGGCACAUUACGAUUGCUAACGAUUCCUCUUCUUGCGCCGUUUGUUGGUCGACGAAACCGAGCUUAGCGUAAAACUCGUGGGCUUCGGUAUCCAAUUUGGGUACCGUUGUAUGCACACCAAACGAGCCUAAAAGAAAAUGCCAUUUUAGUGGAAAACCAAAGAUAGAAAAUUUAUUUUUUUAUCACAUUUCCAUUUGCUUACUACUCACAACUCACCAUUAGCUCUGAGGGCAGCUAAAACACAAGUUACGAGCCUCUUAGCAACAGAUUGAUCCGUCACGGUAGGCAGUAUUGAACACAAUAGUUUAGAAGGAUAUUGUUUGGAUAAUUCCUCCGCAACAUCAGGGGUGAACGAAUGAAAAUAUCGUAUGGCCUCCUAAGAAUUAUCCAAUAUCAAAUAAUGGAAUCGAUCCUUGAGAACGAUAGAAUGUUAUUCACUACCUGGGCAUCUCUUGGCAAAUUAUUUAUACUGUCGUCUAGGGGAUAUUUAGCCUGAAGUUCUGGGAUCCAAGAGAUAGCCAUCUUUUGCUCGAAGGUUUUGACAUUCAAGGCAGCUACGGCAUAGCCGACGAUUUCUUCUUCAUCUUCUACAACCAUGCAUAGUUCUGGACUCAGGGUCAGGUAGCCUCCGACCAAUCUACAGAAGGAGUAAAAAAGUGGAUCGGUGUUGACUCGGUGAAAAUCAAGACGACUGUUUACGUUACCUGUCAAUCUCUGCGGAAGUAGAUUUCGAUGUUCGGUUGCAAAUCGACCGAACAGCUUCUUCGUCACUCAACAGAUAUGGUCUGAUCGUAUAUAUUUUACUGCAAGGGAUUUCUGGUGCUUUGUAAACAAACAAAUCAUUUCCACUAUCUACUGGAAUUAAUCUCUGAAAAAUAAAUACGUGAACAUUAAGCAGAUCUCAAAACUAAUGGUCUCAAGAAAUUGAUCUACAUGGAUCCAUCUAUAAAUCGCAAUAUUUGACAAACCUGUAAAUCCGCAGUGAGUCCACCUCUAAAUACCCAUGGCUCUUGAUCACCACUCAUAAAUGUUUCUUUCCACCCAUUAGAGAACCCUGAUCGAUUAAGAAUCUAUCAGAAGAUGACGAUGAUAGGAAUAAUCUAGAUUUAUGUACAUCUAAUUCAUUCAAGAUUUACUUCGAUUGCCUUUGUUGCAUUGGUCCCAAUAUUACUUAAUAUACGCGCAAAUGUGAAAGCGAGCGAUGUAACAUUUUUACUUCGUAUCUUCCUCAUGCUCGUUCGAUAUCUCUGAUUGUAAGUAAACCAAGUAGAUUGGAGUAUUCGAAGUAUGGAGUAGAUCUCCGUAAAUUAAUUUAUACAGUUUUUGCUUUUGUUGUUUGGGUACAAAAAUAUCUGAACGAUUAGGAGAACGUUGUAAAAAUUGUACUCACUCGAGAAAAUUUCUGGAUACAACAUUUCGAAACACAUUGAAACUCAGUGCUAUGACUGGAGUUAUGGAAAUUAGUUGCUGUCAAAUGAGUUUUGUGACAAAAAUAAUUCCGAGUCACAUUUUAUAACAAAUGAAAUGUCAUCUCAAUAUUUGUUGCAAACAGACGCGCUUCAUGAACUCUUGAUUCAAAGGUAAAAUCAAUGUUAGAUUUUGUAAAGCUGAUAAUAAAACACUUUACCAAAGUGCGCCUGAAAAGUGAAUAAAUUAAUUGUUAUUCCUGAAAACAAAUUGUUCAUCUGAAAGUUAAAUAAAAUAAAUUAGUGUUCACAAAUUGCUAAUGAAAACUAAAUAUCAUUCGCAACGCUAAAAAAUGUUUGUCUUUUUUUCAUCAAUAGAAACUUAUAUAUUACAAAAAUAUUAGAUAAUAAAACCAAUACGGAUCAUAAUUCUGAAAGUAUGAUUAGUAUGUGUCGGGUGAUUGCAUUACAAUUGAUAUGUACUUUAUUUUUUGUUUUCUACGUAUUUAUCAAGAGUUCAUGAGAGUUCAAUAAAUCUAUAGAGAGUAAUUUCACUGAAAAUAGCAGUUGCAUUUUUUGAAAAUUCUUCAUUCACUCGGUUCAAUCCGUCGAUGAAACUUAUAUCUGUUUGAUUAUCCGGUAUUCAAGUGCCAUUGUAACCAGAAUUAUUGGUUCACGAAUCAUACUCAAAGUUCGAAUGACGCAACAAGGGAGGUAAUUUAUUUCGAUUUCUGAAUUCUAUGUGCCAUAUUUAUGCACGUACGAUACAACGUUGUCACAGGCAUGGGAGAAAGGCGCUAUAAAUCUUCACCGAGCAUGUCGUAUAAAAUCUCCAAGAAUCAGUUUGCGCCCGUUGCUUUUAAUUUAAUAAUUUUCAUCUAUACACAAAGCUCCCAACGCAAUCUAAUUUGAGUAAAAAAUGAUCAACCAGAUACAUAAAUGAAACAGGAUCCUAAUAUUUUUAUCCAUUACGUGUAACCUUUACAGGAAUUGUAUUAGGAGCAAUGGUAGUCGCGCGCUAUAUUUUGUGUUAGUAAGAAAAACAGGUAAUUGGCAUACAUGUGUAGCUUCCCUGGGUGAAGGUGGUCAUCGUUGUCGGGAAUCUGCCAAACGCUGUGUAACAAGACAAAAAUGAAUAAAUAAAUAAACCAUGUUAGUGAGUAUUAGAAAUAUAUUCAUAUAAGUCCUAAAAUUCGAUUACCUGAAGAGAGAGCAUUUUCAAUUGUUCAUAUCAUCUACAAUGUUCAAUCAUAUUGGUUACACACAUGUAUGUAUUGUGCUUAGAAGGACAACAAGGAAACGAAUAAGCAUGUUGCAUUGAAUAUUGAAUGUAAAAAGAAUCACAAAAUGUAAAUGAAAAGUCUUUCUCCUCCUAGGUACCUGAUGAGUAUCAGAAGUCGAUUCCCACAUUUGUCCAUAUCUUUUGGAAUAACAAUUAUUAGACGAGUAAUAUGUUAUUUGUUGAACCUCAUAAGAUAUAUGCUGUUGGUAAAUUCCUUGUCGGAUAAGAGAAAAAUCCUCAUCCAUUGGUUUCUCAAAAUAAUUUAUCUGCAAAGUCUGCACAGACGGGCUGCUUGUCACAUGAUUUAUGAAAAUCUAAACUUCACGCGCUAUUAGCCAUAGGUUGAUUCAUAAAAUGUUCACUCUCUUUGGACUUCAACAUUUGAUUGAAUAUAAUGCGACAUAUGUGAGUCGAACAUGAUGAGAAUUAUAUAUCAAUUGACAAAAUUCCUCACUCUACGACUGCUACGUCUAAAAUUACGUAAAAUAGCGCGCUGAACCGUCACAAAUAAUAUAACGCAUCAUUUGUUUCAAUAUCAACUUUAUAACGCUGAUAUAAAAUUGUAUUUGCAGCCACUUCUAGGGCGCAGAAGCAGCCACAAUUAUGCGACCAUCGCAUUUAAAAAAAAAAAAAAAAAAAAAAAAAACAGCCUUUUCAAAAUUUUGGUUUUUCAAUUAUAUAACGCUCGGCUUAGAAUAACCGACACCUUGAUCGGCCUAUUUAUAGCCUGUGCGAAUUAUUGUAUGUAUAUAAAUUUCAAAUGAUAGUUUAAAAAUCUUUUCGAAAAGAUUUUUGCGCAAACUUGAAGCGUUUGUUGCAAAAGGAUUACAUUGCUACAUUAUUAUAAUUACGAAUACAUUUACGUUCGUCUUAUGAUCGGUCUGCCGCACUGCUGUGGCUAAAGAAUUCGCCAUAUGCAAUUGAAUUUGUCAGCUGGUCAUAGACCUGAUGUUGUCACAACGAUAAUAUUUUAUUGUGAUUUGUUCUAUUGGCAUUAGCGACAAUAAAUUGGGAUAUUAUUAUCAUUCUGGUAUAAAUCGACAAAUGAUUGUGAAGAGCAACAUGAUGAUGUUCAUUAUGAAACGAAAAUAAAGGGUUGUUUUCCAAAUGAAAUAAUUACAUUUCACUUACCAGACUGAUGAUAGUAUUUUCUUUUGAAAUAAAGGCACAUGUAAUGAAUUGGAGAGUUUCGAUGUAUAGAUUUAACAACAGUAGUCAUCUGUGGCUCAACAAAUAGUUGUGGAAUUUCGAGUUUCCCUUUCAAGACAAUAAUCCGACGCUCCGGUAUAACAUAAUCUCGAACGGCGAAUUUGUGCCAACCAUAAAACAUUUGCCACUUUGCCUAGUUAUUCUAACAAUUGUCAUGCGGAGGGAAAUCCUUGUAAAACUAGCUAGAGGCUAAUGAAUUUGGACGAACUUUGAUGUCACAAGUGAAAUUUCAGAAUGGUGCAAUGUGUUUUCUUCGAAUGUAAAAUGUAAUAAAAUAUGAGCACGUGAA
Molecule: messenger RNA, 7053 nt
Organism: Athalia rosae (coleseed sawfly)
Lineage: Eukaryota; Metazoa; Arthropoda; Insecta; Hymenoptera; Athaliidae
Product: E3 ubiquitin-protein ligase LRSAM1-like
Exons: 13
Coding region: 264-1697 (477 amino acids)
Molecular function (GO): protein binding
Source: RefSeq, a predicted model, not a curated record